Abrus precatorius (Indian licorice) is the source of this 408-nucleotide messenger RNA. RefSeq names its product 14 kDa proline-rich protein DC2.15-like. Bases 1 to 408 code for a protein of 135 amino acids. Lineage: Eukaryota; Viridiplantae; Streptophyta; Magnoliopsida; Fabales; Fabaceae. The record is from RefSeq and is a predicted model, not a curated record. The transcript has a single exon.
AUGGCUUCAAAGGCUGGUAUUCUUCUUGCUCUCAACCUACUCUUCUUCACUGUGGUUAGCUCCUCAUAUGUUCCAACUACUCCAUGCCCUCCACAACCCCCAAAAGGACACAAACACCUACCUGCCCCAUACACACCUUACCCAAAGCAACCCGGUUGCCCUAAGGACGCCAUUAAGUUCGGUGUGUGUGCUAAUGUGUUGAAUUUGGUGAACGUGAAACUUGGCGACCCAGCAGUGACCCCGUGUUGCUCUCUCCUUGGCAACCUGGUUGACCUUGAAGCUGCUGUGUGCCUUUGCACUGCUCUCAAAGCCAAUGUGUUGGGCAUCAACCUCGACAUUCCUUUAAGCUUGAGCUUGCUACUCAACGUUUGUCAAAUGGAGGUUCCUGAGCAUUACAAGUGCGCUUAA